Messenger RNA from Hypoxylon trugodes, 2215 nucleotides. Its product is annotated as phospholipase D/nuclease. The record is from RefSeq and is a predicted model, not a curated record. Gene Ontology annotation, molecular function: catalytic activity. The transcript is spliced from 4 exons. The coding region runs from base 192 to 1952 and encodes 586 amino acids. NCBI's taxonomy places the organism in Eukaryota, Fungi, Ascomycota, Sordariomycetes, Xylariales, Hypoxylaceae.
UCCUGGAUUUAGUAACACUACCUAUACCAUACCUUGGUAUGAUGCAGCAUACAAGUCCUACUUAUAGUCCUAGAUGAGGCUUAUAUGAUUCCUUAUUCUUCGUGGAUAGAAAAGCUCGUUCACCGUCCCCAUUCCCUCAUAACGGAUCCUCCAUUGGUUUAUUCCAUCUAAUUUCCAAUGAAGCGCAUAUAAUGGAUUCCACCAGUACCGAUGAAUACAGACCUUGUUAUAUUACAUACGACUCAUUUCCUGAAUUUAAGCAAUCUUGGAAACGUUCACUCGCCGACAGUGCCCCGACUUUGCGGGACGAAUUUCCAGACUAUCAUCUAUCCGAUCCGGAAUCUCUUGUACACACACGUACACAAGCAUGUACAUUUGAUAUCGGGACAGGAUCAUCUAUAUACACGCAAUCGAUAAUUCCUGCAAUAGUCAGAGCGAAGCAUGAAGUCAUCCUUGUAACUUGUUUCUGGGCUAAGUCGCCUACCCUAACCGCGCUGAAAGAGACCCUCGAGAGACUUGCAGAAUGGCGCCGCCAACGAAUCCAGGAGAUCCGUGCUUCUAACCCCAACGCAAAUAUUUCAUCAUUGAGAAUACGUAUAUGCUUUUCAUCAAGGUCUUUCUUCCAAAAACUAUUUCAUACAUCAUCGAGAGAUGGAUAUGUAUACCCCCAAUCGACAUGGUCAAGACAACUUGGCUUGCCCAAUCCUGAAAUUCUGGAAGCUGGCCUUAUUGACCUCCGCAUUAAGAGCUUAUUCUUCUUGCCAUUCAGCGUGAUGCAUCCGAAAUUUCUCAUUGUUGAUCGGGAAAGAGCCUGGCUUCCUAGCUGCAAUGUCAGUUGGGAAACAUGGCUAGAGUUCUGUGUUGAGAUUACUGGAGACGCCGUAGAUGGUUUAGUGGAGUUCUACAGACACGUAUGGGAUAAGAAGCUCGAAAAUAUUCCUCAACCUGGUUCGGAUGAUGCAUCCCGCAAGCUCCCAAGUCCACGCUUGGGUGAUCUUCAGUUGACGUCUACUUUGAGCACCGUUGGUAUUUUUGAAGGCCUUUUGCCGGAUGUUUCAAUCCCGACAGUGCUUCUGCCGUCUUCCCAUCAUCGCAAUCCCAAAUUUGACAUUAUUCCGUGGCAUAAUUCACCAUCCCCGCCAUCGACGCCUCUUAAUGUUGCCAUUCUGCUACUCUUAGACAUCGCAAAGCAUUUCAUUUAUAUCCAGACCCCCAACCUAACAUCUACGGCGGUAAUUGAUAAACUUCUUGAAGCCCUAGAGCGAGGCGUCAACGUCGCGAUAGUCACAAGCAAGAGAUUGAUGAUUCUAGAGCAAUUAGUCACCGCAGGAACAACGACUUCAAUCUGCGUCCGCUCGUUAAUUCAGAGGUAUGACAGACUUAGGACUCAGUACCAACAAUCGAAGGGGACGGGCAAUCAAGCAACCCCAGAUCAGUCGAUUGACAUCGAGGCACAACGGCCUCCAUUAGGACGUUUGAGAAUCAGUUAUUUCCGUCCGGAUCCAGACCACGAAGAUAAGAAAGCAAGCGAAGAGCCAGUACAAUCACAUAUGAAAUUCACACUUGUAGACGGUCAAUAUGUUGUUCUUGGGUCUGGAAACAUGGAUCGCGCCAGCUGGUUCACAAGCCAAGAAUUAGGAAUUAUGUUUCAUUCGGGGAAAGUCGCAGGCGCAUUGGCCUCCGCUGUUGGUAUAGCCCUCAGUCACAGAAAAGAGCAUGUUUUUUCAUCAACCGCAGAAGACGACGAAGAAUCGGAGCGACAGCCGAGCUCACAAGAGUCCACAACCAACCAGGAUUAUCAACAUAGUAAGAAAACGGCAAGUUACGUUCAAGGGGAACGAUCCGGGAUGUCGCGGUCCAGAUCAGACUUCUCCGCAUUUGUAACUUCUAGGAUGACCUUUGAACGAUUCAUGAGUGGGAAACCUGCCAAUCCACAAGACGGUCGAAGUUAGUUACCCAUUAGCGCGGAUGGGCGGAGUUCUUGGACGAUGGCGUUGCCCACAUCCCACGGGUUCCCACAUGGAAAGCCACGCGUUUGGUUCGAGUCCAUACCUCGGUUAAAAAAAAAGCCGCAUCAAUAACGAGUAUUCAGCCUUGCGUUUAAGUUCCUAAGGCAGACUUAAGAAACUUUAGUAUAGAAUACGAACGUGGCACACAUGCAGAAUGAGACCUUAACGAGACCCCUGUCCCGCUAUCCCACCCGCUAGAUACGGCU